Messenger RNA from Drosophila ficusphila, 1390 nucleotides. RefSeq lists its product as uncharacterized. Bases 70 to 1308 code for a protein of 412 amino acids. NCBI's taxonomy places the organism in Eukaryota, Metazoa, Arthropoda, Insecta, Diptera, Drosophilidae. The record is from RefSeq and is a predicted model, not a curated record. The transcript has 2 exons.
UCUAUAGCUCAACAGAAAAUUGUCAAAAAUUUGUGGUUUAAAAUGUUCAAAAUUUAAAACAGCUUGAAGAUGUUCUGCACAGAGAGUUGUGAGCACGGAUGCAAUGCAACUUCCUCAGGAAAAGUGAUCGGCCAUGGGAAUGGAUCGCAGAUGCUGAUUAAUCAGCACCACCAUCACCAUCAGCAGCAGCAGUUUAACAUGUGCCAGGCUCCACUGUCGGUCCAACAGUUCAACAGUGAAGUGUCGCCACCGCGGGUCGGAAUGUGUUUGGUCACCGAAUGUCCAGAAGGUCUCAGCAUUGAUUGCAACGUUCCGCUGCCGAGUUCCUUUAACUUAGAAGAGUACAAGAAGCAGAUGAUCUGCUCCUGCUCUCCACAGUUCAAUGGUGGCUAUGUGGAUGGUUUCCCUUCAACGCAAUCAGGAACAACUACUUCGAGCUGCAAUCCCAAUCCCCACCAAUCGCCAGCUUACAACUAUCCUUGCCAAUCUUGCACAAUCGGAGGAUAUGAUUCGCAGCCUGCUCCGCAAACUCCUGUGUAUCCUUUGCCAAACCCAUCGAUUGCAAAUCGCCAAGAAGCUCCACCAACUCCAGUGCCCACUGUAAUGCCGCAGAUCUUUUACCUCGCAGCACCCACUUUGGAUGGCAGCCUUUAUCCCACGAAUCAGCAGCCCGUUUAUCUUUGCAGUCUAAUUCCUGUUCCCCCAUCGUGGAAUUUGAUGAAGCCAGUGGUCAAACCGCAGCAAUUGCCGCAGCAGCAGCUUGUGACGAGUCCUGCACAGGAUUCGCAGCUGCCGACGCAGCAGUUGGCGCGGAAUGACUUGCCAUUCCAACGCCUUUUGGCCGAGUUGCGAAGGGAGCGGGAGAAGUCCUAUUCCGAACUCCAAGUGCCAACGCCUUUGGCCUUUCAGCUUUAUGCGCCAUCAGCUGCUUAUUCCGAUCAAGGUUCCACUGCCUGUCCUGGCAAGCGAGAGGAUCCUGAUCCGCUGGGAGAUCCACUAACAACACCUCUCCAACCAGCAACACCAAUACCACCAGCACCACCGACGACAUCUUCCUCCUCCGUCAGGUUGACCAGAAACCGUUCAGCCAGUCCGAAGCGCAGUCGAUCCUAUGUGAGGAACAAGGAUUUGUGGACCAAUAGUUCGGCGGCUCCUUCGGGCCACGCCCCCUAUUCUUCGGCCGCCCAACAUGGCGGUGGAAAUGUUUGCAUGAAGUGCGGAAAUUGCUGGCACUGUCCGCGGUGCAGUUGCUCCAACUACUUUUGGCAUCCCGGAUUGGUGCGACCUCCUCCCAGGGACAAUAGAUAAGAAAAGCAAUCAAAUUUAACAAUAAACUCUGAACAAAUAGAUAAAAAGAUACUUGUACUUCUUUAAAAUAAAUGAAAUACAA